This is a messenger RNA of Schistocerca gregaria, 2742 nucleotides long. RefSeq names its product ecdysone-induced protein 78C (gene Eip78C). The coding region runs from base 1 to 2052 and encodes 683 amino acids. The record is from RefSeq and is a predicted model, not a curated record. The transcript has 9 exons. Gene Ontology annotation, molecular function: zinc ion binding; sequence-specific DNA binding; nuclear receptor activity. Gene Ontology annotation, biological process: regulation of DNA-templated transcription. NCBI's taxonomy places the organism in Eukaryota, Metazoa, Arthropoda, Insecta, Orthoptera, Acrididae.
AUGGAGAGCAUGUUCUGGUUCGGAACAGCCGCAGGCAGCAUCGUAUUUGAGAAGCCAAGUGGAAGGUUAGAGACGCGUGCGGCUGGCGGCUUGACGACUCCGGCGAAGGUGAUGAUUAAACGAGGGGCGUUGACGAUUUCGCCAGCGUCCAGGCCAGGCCAGAGGUGUGUCGCGGCCCGCGGGCUUUUCGGCAAGGCGGCGUGGACCAGCAGGGCGCGCUGUUUGCCUCCCCCCACCCCUCGCCGCUGCUGCCGCUGCCGCCGCUGCUCCGGCGGCCUCCCUCCUCCCGCGCCGCGCCGCGCCGGGAGGCGGUCAGUGAACCCGCGCUGGCGGCGGCGGCGGCGCUGCAGCCACUCGCCUCACCUGGGCCAGUGCCGGGCGGACCGUCAGCCGACUGGCUGGCCGUGGACGGGCACGUGGACGUGGACGCGGCGCGACAGCCGACGCCCGCCGCUGACGCCGACGCCGGCCUGGCCCGGCGCCGACGCCCACGCCCGCCCCCGCGCUCGCGACAUGGACGUGUUCAAGAUGGAGCAGGCGCUCGCGGGCGCCGCCGCCUCCGCCGCCGCCGGCGCCGCGCCCUCGCCCGACAAAAUCGCGACCGCCACGGCGGACGUGUCCUUCGACGCCGGCUCCGAAUUCAGCCUGAGCUUCUUCGAGGACAGCAGUACGCAGGGCUUCAGCGACGAGCACGAACCCGGCUCGGUGGGGUCCGCGUCGGCGUCGUCGCCGCCCCCUCCUCCGCCGCUGGCGGUGCUGGCGCCGCCCCCUCCCGCCCCCGCACAGCCACCCCCGCCGCCGCUGCCGCCGCAGCUGCUGCCGCCUCCCUCCGCCUCUGCCGCCCCCAAGCAAGAGCAGCAGUACGCGGCGGCCGACUCCAACAGCUCGACGCCGGCCAAGUCGUUCGUGCCGUGCAAGGUGUGCGGCGACAAGGCGUCCGGCUACCACUACGGGGUCACCUCCUGCGAGGGAUGCAAGGGAUUUUUCCGGAGAAGCAUCCAGAAGCAGAUCGAGUACCGGUGCCUACGAGACGGCAAGUGCUUGGUCAUCCGGCUGAACCGCAACCGCUGCCAGUACUGCCGCUUCAAGAAAUGCCUCGCCGUUGGCAUGUCGCGGGACUCGGUGCGGUAUGGGCGCGUGCCGAAGAGGUCGCGCGAGCGCAGCGGCGAGGAGGCGGCGGCGACGCGCGUCGGCACGUCGGACGCUGAGCAGUCGGACGCGGAGAGCCGGCAGCUGGCCGUCUACGACGUCAUCCUCACCGUGUCGCAGGCCUACCAUGCCAACUGCGGCUACACCGAGGAGCAGACGCGCGCGCUCGUGCGGAAGCCGCUCGCCACGCAGCCGCACCUCGCAGCCGCCGCCGAGGUUUCUGUGACAGGUGGAACAAGUACGGAAACAUCUGAGGUUGCCUCAUCAACUGCUGAGUCUUUGGAACAGCAUCGUGUAUGGCUUUGGCAGCAGUUUGCUCAGCAUGUGACACCCAGUGUGCAAAGGGUUGUUGAAUUUGCCAAAAGAGUGCCAGGUUUCUGUGAUCUGAGUCAAGAUGAUCAGCUAAUACUUAUCAAAGUUGGUUUCUUUGAAAUAUGGUUAACUCACGUUUCUCGGCUAACAUCUGACUCUUCACUCACCUUCUCAGAUGGAACAUACAUUACUAAGCAGCAGAUGGAAGUGAUGUAUGAUGUUGACUUCGUUACCUCAGUAUUUCAUUUUGCAUCGACAUUCAAUGCGCUUGCUCUAAAUGAUACAGAGCUUGGGCUGUUUUCAGCCGUAGUGCUCCUAACUGCUGAUCGCACUGGUAUAACUGAUAUCAAAGCAGUUGAGCACCACCAAGACCGGCUUAUUGAUGCCCUCAAAGUCCAGAUUGGUCGAAAUCAUGCAAGUGAUCCACAAUUGUUUGCAAGUCUGCUUGUGAAGCUGCCAGAACUAAGAAAUCUUGGUGUUAAACAUUCAACACACCUUGAAUGGUUUCGCCUCAAUUGGACAAAACUGAGGCUGCCUCCCCUCUUUGCAGAGAUAUUUGACAUUCCAAAAUGUGAGGAGGAUCUACAGUAGAAGGUUUUCUGGCCUCUUCCUCCAAUCGAGGCACUUUUGUGAUAGAUACUCACUGUGAUUGGGCAGUUGGAAGUCAUGCACAUUGUGUGUGUUUAUUUUAAUUCAUUUUUCAUGUUCAUACAAGUGAGAUUGUUAAAUAAUUUCUUAAUAAUAUUUGGAAAUCUUUUUAUCACUCAUCUACUGUACUCUACUUUCAACUUUUUCGAGAAGUGGAAGCAAGUUAGAAGUGAUCACAGUGAGUGUGCCAGAAAUGAACUUGCUGGUACGGAAUGCUGACUAUCACGACUGUGCUCUCUCUCCUCUUCUUGCUCAAUGGUUAGUGCUGGUGCAAUAGAGCUAUGCUCCCAACACAGUCUAUUUUUAUUGUUAGGUGCAGCUAUAGGCCUAUAUUUCCUAUACCUAUACACCUCAGACCUGGAUUUUUUCUUUGAAAAUUAAUUUAUUAUUUCAAGGUGUUUAUAAAGAACACAAUGCUCACGUUUGUUGUGCAUGGAAACAUAUCAUAAUUGUAUAAGAUUAGCAGGGCUAUGCAUUUUGUGCAUUUUAAUAUCUGCUAGAUAUCAAUUCCUCUCUAAAGAAAAGUAUAUAUAUACUGUAUAUUUGAUGUUGUGUAGUUGUAAAUAUUUAUUAAUAGAAAUGUUAAAAUAAUAAUUAUGAUUACUGAAAAAUAAAAUAUUUAUAAAUAUAAAA